AGGGGCCGAGCAGAUGUGCGAUUCGGGUGGGACUCUGGCAAAGGCGACAGGCGGAUGAGGAUGACGAGUGGAGCGAGCCAAGUGCGGAGGCAAUUAUAAAUUAGUAUUGUUGCUUUUGUGAACGGAAUGCGUGUUACGACGAUGUGCUGCAGAGGGAGGGAGAGCCGGAAUUCCACGCACUGCCUUUACGUUGAAAGCCCGAACCAGCUCCUCCUCGCUUGACUGCCUUUCUCCGCAUGGUCCAAAUCCGUCCGGUCCGGCGUAGACUUGCUGGGCCCAGGCCCGGGGCCUCGACUCGGAUGCUGGUGCUGGUCGGAUUGUGCAUAAAAGGCCUACGCGGUUCGUCAUGAAGCAUCGGGUGCCUAUGCGCAUCACGAAGACGACAUCAGCCUGGCCUCGCACGACGAACUCCUGCCUGCCAUUGUUUCGAAUCUCUCGCCCCGCCCCCUGCCCCUGCCCCUGCAACGCGUCUGAUUGAAAAUACAAAUGCGAGUUCCCUCUUAGAAACCUUCCACGAGGAGGAGGCAAUCAGCGCCGAGCUGGAAUGUGAAUUGCGGUCGAGGUUCUAUGUCGGCUCCCGACAGACCGUAGUCUUCAGAGGUUGCAUGAAGUCGUCGAUCCAUCCCGCAUUGUUCGGAAUUUCAGCCGCCAUCCACUCGGUUCGAUAAUUGCAGCUGUAUACGGAGGCUCGCAGGAAUUUUUUCCACGACACUGAGCGAGCGCGCUUGACAGAAGCUAUCGCCAUGACGAUCAGCGAGCCUGUGUCUCAGCAGCCCAAGGUCCAGCACCAAUCCAACGGCCAUGAAGUGAAAGACGAGAAGAAUGCAUACGUCGAGGUCCCAGAACAAGGAAAUGCAAUGGAAAAGCCGCUGAAUCCAUGGCAGAAGUUCUCGAAGAAGAUGUUCCGCAUGGAAAUGCUCCUGGUCUGGACAGUCAUAGGAGUCGUAUGUGGUAUUUCCCUCGGCGCGGGUCUGUACAGCUUGAAACUGUCGAGGACGGCUAUCGCUCUUAUUGGUUAUCCCGGCGAGCUUAUGAUUCGGGCUCUCCAAGAACUGAUUCUGCCGCUCAUGGUCUUCGCACUCAUGUCUGGGGUCUUCGCUCUCCGCGCCACGAAAACGGGGAGCGGUAAGGUGACUAGAUGGGCACUCACGUACUACAUUCUGAGCAUGUUCAUCGCUAUCAUCAUCGGAAUCGCUUGCGUGUUUACCAUUAAUCCUGGAAAGAGCCGACCUUUCGAGAAUCCUGGCUCGUCUGCUUCCUGUGCUGCGGAGAACACGGCAGCUGUACAAGACGCGAACGACACUGCUUCGAAGACCACUGUGGACUCAUUAUUGGACCUUGGGCGGGAUCUGAUUCCAACGAAUAUUGUAGGGGCAGCUGCUGAGCCCAAUUAUCUGGGAGUGAUGGUGUUUGCUGUCACCUUCGCCGUCUUUCUUGUCAAAAUUGGCGAAAGGGCUGAACCUUUAAUGAAAGGUAUCGAGAUUUGCAACGACGUUGUCAUCAAAAUUAUAUUUUUGGUCAUCCUGAUCACACCCAUCGGUAUUGCGUCAUGGAUAGCGACGACCAUAUUGAAAGCCUGUAGCAUCACCCACUUGCUCAAGUCUCUCGGACUGUUUGUGGUCACCGUUUUGACAAGCAUCGCGAUACACUUCUUCAUCGCCUUACCUCUUACUCUUCUAGUCCUGUCCAGAACAAAUCCUUUUAAAGCUUUCAAAUCUUGGUUGCCAGCCUUCGCCAUGGCACUGGGAACGUCGUCCAGUGCAGCUACAAUGCCCGUAAGUAUGGAAUGCGGAAUAAGACACGGAUGCAAUCCUGCCAUCGUCAACUUUGUUCUGCCUUUGGGCACGAACAUCAACCGUGAUGGUACUGCGCUGUACGAGGCCAUCGCAGUUAUUUUCAUUGUUCAGGCGCAUGGAGAAUCACUGUCAGUCGGACAAGUGAUUGUUAUUGUCAUUGUAGCCACGCUUGCGGCAAUCGGAACAGCCUCUAUUCCCCAUGGAGGUCUUGUGACGUUGAUCACGGCUUUGCAGGCAACAGGAAAUGCCAAGUACUUGGCAGAUCUGUCACUGCUAUACGCUGUCGAUUGGAUACUGGGGAUGUUCAGAACUAUUUGUAAUGUUUGGGGUGAUGCGUGCGCUACGGUUGUGGUCAACUCCUGGUUGAUCAAGUACGGCAAAGAUGUAGAAGUGUCCGCUUUAGAGAAUCCCGAAGAUGCGAAACUAGAGGAGGGAACACUCGCACAGAAGGAGUCUCUCGUUCACGGAGCAAGGCAUGCCGAUUGAGAAGGCAUGUUGUGAACCUUAUCGGCCAAAGAGACGAAAUUGAAGUCCCAUCUUCCUUCAAUCUGGUGGCAGACAUAAGCAUCAUCCACACAAUCGCCCGAGAAAUACUAUCGACUCUCUAAGACGUCUUGUAAAGAGAAGUAACAUCUCCAACGAGGGAUAUAUGUACACUAACUAAUCCAUGGUCCAGUACCGCAACAAGUAAGAGUUCACUGAGCGACAGAGUUCUGAUUCUUCCAAAUCUGGACAGUCUCAGAGACCCGAUGGACGACCGACUGCUGCUGAAGAGUUGCAUGUCUAUUCUUCUUCAGUCGAGCAAAAUGUUCCAUGGAUUCGACACGAAUGUAUGAAUAGAUAGGUCCAUUCUGUUCUCAAUUUUAAAUCAGAGUUCUCAGAAAUUAACUGUAGUUUACACCGUACCAACAUGGGGACGGACGGGAGGUGAAUAUAGAGGGUUUUUUUUUGGGGCAGAAUCAGAAUUAGCCUGCAGUUUUUGUGUUAGUAACGUGGCAGCACAGAGAAUCUUCUAUGUAUCCACAACUGAAGAUUUGCACAAGGAUCAAAUAGCGAAUCUGAAAUGUAAAUUUACUGCACACUUGACUCAAUGUCAAGAAAUGCAUUUAUUUUGAAGAACUUUUGCAAUAAUAAAAAUUCUCGCAAAACAAUUCUGGC
Marchantia polymorpha subsp. ruderalis is the source of this 2954-nucleotide messenger RNA. The record is from the annotation of a GenBank genome assembly. NCBI's taxonomy places the organism in Eukaryota, Viridiplantae, Streptophyta, Marchantiopsida, Marchantiales, Marchantiaceae.